CAGUUUACUCGUGGCGACCGGUCUGCUGAUAACUUUCCCAAUUGAUGAUGCGGACGCUGGCUGCGGUGCUUCUCCUCGGCGCUCUCGCCCACAGUCAAGAGUGCGGGAGAUCUCGACCGAAAACCCCGCCCACGCGAAUCGUCGGAGGCAGAGACGCUGUCCCGCGCGAAUUCCCCUGGCAACUUUCGCUUCAAAUAAGGGGUCGGAACAAUCGCUGGCACCAUGUCUGCGGGGCUUCUGUUUUGUCAGCGACACGAGCCCUCACGGCAGCUCACUGUUACAUGGCGAGCGCGAAGUACCGUGUGGUAGGCGGUCUCCACAGUCAGAGAGAAACAGAGAACGAAGACGUUCAAAUGUCUGAGGUAUCGGAAUUCAAGGUCCACGAGAAAUAUAACUCGCCCGAUGCUCUCAUGAAUGAUAUAGCUGUCCUUUCGCUCGCAACUCCCUUCAACAUCACGGAGGCCGUGGAACCGGUGUGCCUUCCGUCAAAGGACAUGAGAAUGGCAGCUGACUCGAUGAUAACAGUCUCGGGCUGGGGCACCACCAAAGAAGGCGGGACUCCGGCCCAAAGCUUGCUGGCCGUGGACGUCCCUGUUGUCACAGAUGCUCAAUGCAAUGAGAUGUACUCGAAGCCGGCAUUCGGUAUCGCCAGUUUCCUGCCGUUCGAUUUCGGCUUGGGCGGGAAGAGUAAUAUCAAGGAGAGCAUGCUCUGCGCAGGAUUCAAAGAAGGAGACAAAGAUUCCUGUCAAGGAGACUCCGGUGGCCCGGCCGUCAGCAAACAAGAAAGCGGGAAUUUCGAGCAAGUAGGAGUGGUUUCUUGGGGCAAGGGCUGCGCAAGGAAAAAUACUCCCGGAGUGUACACUGAAGUUCCGUAUUUCAUCGAUUGGAUCAACGAACGCAUGCAAUGA
Molecule: messenger RNA, 908 nt
Organism: Galendromus occidentalis (western predatory mite)
Lineage: Eukaryota; Metazoa; Arthropoda; Arachnida; Mesostigmata; Phytoseiidae
Product: trypsin-1
Exons: 4
Coding region: 45-908 (287 amino acids)
Biological process (GO): proteolysis
Molecular function (GO): serine-type endopeptidase activity
Source: RefSeq, a predicted model, not a curated record